UGAAGUCCUCAGUCGAGAGGAAUUAUAAGGGGCAGAAACACGUUCCAUGUCACUGUCGUCUCCUUAAGAGGCCGAGCAGCGACGCCCUUUGCCCAUCAUGUUCCUCUUAGCAACAAGUAUAGCCUGGGUUUUUGCCAUUCCCGUCGUCCCUCUGGCGGCAGGAGAUGCAACCAGCAACGGAAACACGACCCACAGACCUUAUAUUUCCGACGGACCUAAAUUUCCCUUAAGAGCCAGUGAUUUUGAAUCCCUCUCUUCUUUGACGAUUGGAGAUGAUGGAAGGGUGUUUGUUCCUCGCGCGAAGGAACAACUCCAGCGUCUUCUGCCGGUAGCUCGGAAUUCCUGUCCAAGCAAUGAUGUGCCAGCCAUGUGUGGUUCGUACCAGCUGCAACCAGGCCAGUCACUCACCGUAGCUACGCCUUACUACCCGAAUGCUUAUCCGAACAGAUUCGCUUGUUCGUGGACUUUCCAGGCAUCGAGCGGCAGUGAGAUCGCCCUCUCCUGCGCUGACUUCAGGCUUGACACAUCAGCCAAGGACUUCCUCAGCGUGGCAUACGUCGUGGGACAAACUGCGCAAAGAUUUAGGAGAACCAGCGGCCCUCAUGUAACAACAUCGGGCGGCAAACUCGACCUUAUCUUCAGGUCAAGCAAGAGAAGGACAGCGAGAGGGUUUAAAUGCCUUGUUUCCGAUCUUGGCGAACCAACAACUACGACCACCACAACUACCACAACCACCACAACUACGACUACUGCGACGACACCUAGUACUACAACAGCAACUACAACAACAACAACAACCACCACCACAACCGAAGCACCGUUGCCUCUUUCCCAUGCUGCGUGUGGUGUUGUGAAUACGAGGGUUGUUAACGGUGUACAAACAACUCCGAAUGAAUUCCCUUGGAUGGUCUGGCUGACAUUGUCCUGGAACAACGGAGCAACGAGAAGGUGCGGUGGAACAAUAAUUCAUGAACAAUGGAUUCUUACGGCUGCGCAUUGUCCGUUCAGACUGAACAGCGCCCAAACCGCCCUCUAUCUACCCAGUCGCAUCGUUGUAACCGUGGGCGCCCAUCUCCACGCCAGACCCGGUGAUCACGGCGGUUUCAGUGUGGAGGUGGAUGUCAGUAAUAUCCACAUGCAUCCACAAUACCGGUUGCCUUAUGACAUCGCCCUGUUGAAGUUAGCUUCCCCUUUGACCUUGUCGGCGACGGUCAAGCCUGUUUGUCUGGCACCCCGAGCCUGGGUCACCGAUGACAUGGCCGGCAAGGAGGUCACUCUGUCAGGCUGGGGCAAAACCGAAUCAGGCGGACUCUCAACCUACUUAAGAGAAUACAGUACCGUAGGUUAUAGUUUUCCUGACUGCGCCAAUUUCUACGGAACGUGGAUGAGGCCGACGCAGAUGUGCACGGACGGGACGCAGAGGAAACAUACGUGCGCUGGCGACUCCGGCGGACCGGUGAUGCGCAUAGAAAACGGGAAGGUAUUCCAGGUGGGAGUCGUCAGCUUCGGAGCGUCCGCCGACUGUAAGGAUCAAAGUCCCGAUGGUCAAGUACGAGUUGCCGCCUUUAUCGACUGGUUCGAAUCCAUUACGGGACUCACAUUCUCGAUUUAAUGAAGACAAAGGUUACCGCCGGUACAAAAGAAUUUAUUUAUAUCUUUAUUUAUUUUCUUCAUUAAUAGGAGUCAGUUUUUAGUCAGACUCUUGGCGCAGAGAUGAAAAUUACGUGUUUAUACUGUUGUUUAUCCAAAUUACGGUUAUUGGCGGCUUUGAAUAUGGCGUAUUAUACAUGAAUAAAUUUCCAGAUGAGAUUG
Messenger RNA from Penaeus chinensis, 1812 nucleotides. Its product is annotated as transmembrane protease serine 9-like. Gene Ontology annotation, biological process: proteolysis. Gene Ontology annotation, molecular function: serine-type endopeptidase activity. NCBI's taxonomy places the organism in Eukaryota, Metazoa, Arthropoda, Malacostraca, Decapoda, Penaeidae. The transcript has 11 exons. The record is from RefSeq and is a predicted model, not a curated record. Bases 98 to 1612 code for a protein of 504 amino acids.